CGAACUCCGCAUAAGAAAAGGCCCACUGUUUUUAUUUUUAUUUUUUAAUUUUAAUUUUUUAAUUCUAAUUUUUUGGGGUGUCGGAGGAGGAGGUAGUGGGCGAUUUCGUCGUCGUCGUCGUCGCCGCAACUGGACGAGAUCGAUCGUAGGGUUCGCCGCGUCGAGGAUCUAGGGCUCCGUAACCCUCGAUCGGGAUCCGAUUUUGUCGUCGAAUUCGCGAAUUUGGCACCUUAAUCGACAAACCUCGGGAGGUUGUUGGAGUGGCUAGGGCAUCGAAACGAUGGGGUUCGAGGGAGCGGAGAAGGGGGGAGUCGAGGGAGGCGGCGGAGAGGAGGUGGAGAAGGCGGAGUCGUCGUGCUCGAUUUGCCUCGAGGCGGUGGAGUUUGAAGGGGGCCGAUCCACCGCGAGGCUCCAAUGCGGGCACGAAUUCCACCUAGAUUGCAUAGGUUCAGCAUUUAAUGCUAAAGGUUUGAUGCAAUGCCCUAAUUGUCGAAAAGUUGAGAAAGGUAACUGGCGUUUUGCAAAUGGCUAUCGCCCACCGCCAGAUGUUAACAUUGACGAAUGGACGAAUGAUGAAGACCUAUAUGACCCUGGUUACUCAGAAAUACCAUUUCCCUGGAUUCAUUCAGGUAGAGUAGGCCAGGCUCCGCCAGUGUUGGAGAGCAGUGAAUGGGACUGGGAAUCACCCCUACCAGUUAAUUUUCAUGAACAUGUAGCAACAUCAGGAGCAACAGAUCAUCCAUGCCCAUAUGAGACUUACAUUCUCCAACCAUCAUCAUCAUCAUCUUCAACAACUAUAUCAUCAUCAAAUUCCCAUCACAGUUCUGAAAGAGAUGGUCACGCAUAUUUCAAUCAGUGGACUCAGAUGCCCAGAGCAGCAGAUGUACAUCCAAGUGAUUUCCAUUAUAAUGCUGUGUAUUCAGAAGCGAUGAGCGGCAGGAGGUUUGGUUCAGAUGAUCUUGCAAGGCCUGGACCGUUUGUCCAUCCAGGAUAUUUUAGUAAUGGAUCAAGAUCUACAGCGGCCACCGCCAUUCCGCCGGUUCACCAAUACGCAAGGUCCCGCGGCAACAUCAACGAAAACUAUCCGCACCAGUCGAACAUCUUCAACAUUAAUAUACGCCUAUCCGGAGGAUCGUUGUUUUUGCCUUCAAUAGGCCCAUUGCUGCCGCCGCCGCCGCUGCUUCCUCCGCCGCCGCCGCCGCCUUUUGGAGAGUUCAUUCCCUUUCGCCUGUUCCCGCCGACUGAUUCGUCACGCCCACGUGCCCUAGAAUCCGAGGGUCUCAGAGGGAGAGAGUUCUACACUUGGGAGGGAGAUCACUUUGCACCGUACCCGUUGACACCGAUUGAUCGCGAGACAAGUCGGACUCCAUCGGAUGCCGCGACCGAUUCCCACCAUGGAUCCCCAUUCAGGCAACAGAGCGGCCUCGACAGAUCAUCAUCCUCACGAAGUCGUUCAGAGAGCUCGUAUAAUCAUCAGUCGAUACGCCAUCCUCGCAUGCAGUCUUUUAUGUGAACUUCCAGCUCUCCUCUGGUUUUUUUUUUUUUUUUUUAAGUCAAGAUGGCUCUGUUACAAACUUUGUAUAAAGAAAGAAAUAACUGUUACUUGCAACAGACUUUGGGGAGUAAAACUAAGCAAAGCUAAAACAAUUUUUUGCUUUAAA
Ananas comosus (pineapple) is the source of this 1661-nucleotide messenger RNA. RefSeq lists its product as uncharacterized. Bases 281 to 1513 code for a protein of 410 amino acids. The transcript has 7 exons. Gene Ontology annotation, molecular function: ubiquitin-protein transferase activity. The record is from RefSeq and is a predicted model, not a curated record. NCBI's taxonomy places the organism in Eukaryota, Viridiplantae, Streptophyta, Magnoliopsida, Poales, Bromeliaceae.